Messenger RNA from Danaus chrysippus (African queen), 1368 nucleotides. The record is from the annotation of a GenBank genome assembly. NCBI's taxonomy places the organism in Eukaryota, Metazoa, Arthropoda, Insecta, Lepidoptera, Nymphalidae.
AUGGUGUUUACGAUUACUAGAGUAGUUGAAGAUGACGAAGAUAAUAAAGGUUCGACGUUCAAGCAGUAUGCCCUAGCGUUCAUUGUUAGUCUACUAUUCUUCAACCAUGGAGUUGAGAGCCAUAACCUUACAAUAUCAGUUCAUUCGGGACACUUUAAAACAAGUGAUGAUGUUCCCUGGACGACUAUAGCUUUGCUUCUUGGGGCAAUCUUCAGCUUGUCUUUACAUGGCUAUCUUAUAGAUAUAUGGGGCAGAAAGUUUGGUAUAUAUCUCGUAAUAUUAUUACAAGGGGCUUCCUGUAUACCAUUUCUUAUUACGCCAAACGAUAUAGGAACGAUAAUAGUUCAUGCUUUGACUGGAGUGUCUACAGCGGCCAUGUUUCUGUCAGUGCCAAUUUACAUUCGGGAAAUCAUUCCUACUAGAAGCCGAGGACUAAUGAUCUGUUUAAGUGCGGUCAUGACUUGCUGUGGCUACUUAGUGAAGCUGGUGAUGAGUACAGAUAAGAUGCUGUAUUUGAUAGCUGCCAUGGUACUGUUUGAGUUUUGUGCACUGAUCAUUGUUUUGGAAUCACCGAGUUAUUUGGUUAGAAAUGGGAAAAUUGAGAAAGCUAAAAUAAAUAUGGCAAAGCUGAAAUGUUUAUCGCCUGAAGAUUUACAUGUUACAAACAAAAUCAAGGUACUCACUGAAGAAAGCGAACGCGCCAAACCAAAUGGCAAAUUUUUAAUUUCAAGUCUUUACAGAAACAAAAUAUAUUGGGACGAAAUAAAAGUGGGUUUUAUGUUGAGUACAAUAACAGUUCUUGGUGGGAGCAUUUUAUUUCUGGACCAGGAUAAAACACUCGUACAAUUGAAAACUUCAGGGGAUACUGAAAAGGCUUUGGUGUUAGUAUGCAUGACCGCGGGCGCCCUCGUUUGUGUAACACUUAUUGAAAUAGUACAAAGAAAAUAUCUUCUGACUUUCGGUUAUUCAAUCAUGGUGCUAUCUAUGGGUACACUGGCAGUUUUCACGCAAGCUGAUCUGACUGUGACAUCUCUGAGAUGGCUGCCAGUAGCAGCUCAUUACGUGUUAAUUUUUGGAUAUGGUCUUACAUGGUGUUUACCAAUAGUAAUUCUAGUGGAAAUGCUUAAUUUGGAGAUUCGAGCAACAGUGUUAGCCAUAAUCUUUACAUACGCUGAAAUUUUAAGGCUCGUACACAUCCUCACAUUGAAGAAACUCGAGGAACUUUUUGGAGUGUACACACUGUUUUACAUUUUUGCGUGUAUUAAUUUAUAUGGAGCGAUCUAUGCUUUAUCAGUCUUACCAAAUAUAAACAAUAAAACAGUUAGACAAAUAGAAAGGCAAAUGAAAAGGAUACCAAUAUUAAAAUAA